This is a messenger RNA of Podospora bellae-mahoneyi, 4110 nucleotides long. RefSeq names its product SPT3 Dosage dependent suppressor of Ty-induced promoter mutations-like protein (gene SPT23). NCBI's taxonomy places the organism in Eukaryota, Fungi, Ascomycota, Sordariomycetes, Sordariales, Podosporaceae. The record is from RefSeq and is a predicted model, not a curated record. The transcript is spliced from 4 exons. The coding region runs from base 1 to 4110 and encodes 1369 amino acids. Gene Ontology annotation, molecular function: protein binding.
AUGGCCACGGCAGGACCGGCCGCCUUGAAUUGCGAACUGUCCAACAUGGACCAACCAAUGUCAGCCUGGGAACCCUCGUUUGAUGAGCUCAACAACAACAACAACAACAGCAGCAGCAGCAGCAGCAACUAUCCCAGCCACUUCAUGUCGCUGAUGCAGGAUUUCACCAAUGAGCCGUAUCCAGAAGAAUAUUUCGAUUCCGAUGAGAGCCCUCUUCCCUCGGGGCCUGAUGUCAUGGACGACGUGGGGGAUGUUUUCAUCCCCUUGUCCCCUUCUGACGCUCUUCCCAUGAGCCAGGUCAACUUGUACACCAGCUCGCGGAACUCGUUGGCCGACUCGGGCUCCUCCAACGGGCCAACAAGCACAACGGUUACUAGCACAUCAUUGAGAAACCACAAGGAUGAUUCAGUGCUGGAUGGGUCCGAGAUCAAGCCAGAAUGGAAGACGGAGCAAACUGUCGACGGGCGUAAUGGUCUUGACGGGCCAAGUUUCGGAGGAGCGAUGGAGCCUCAUUCAGACUUCAGCUCCCCAAACAGCGCCGGCUACGAGACAGCCCAGCAACUAUCGCCGCAGACGAGCCAGGCCGAUUCUCUGAUGUUUGGCAAUAACAAUAUAUACAUGCCCUUUGAUUUCAAGCAGACAACAAGUGACAUGUCAUUCGAGACUUCGCGCGAAACAUCUCCUUUCUCCCCACGAAUGCCCAACCCCCAAUCGCCGCAGUACUACCAUGGUCUACCAACAAACACCUACCCACCAUGGCACCCAAUCAGCAUGGGUGUAAAUCCGCAGAUGGUGCCUGUUCCAUCACAGUUUUCUGGAAACGUAGGGCCACCGCUCAACUUUAACAGGGGGCUUUUUACCCAACCACAACCUUUCAAGCUUACCGUAGACCCAACGCCUACCAAGUCCCGAGUCGAGACGCAGAUUCCGAUAAAAUUGAACCUGACGCCACUCCCUCCUGGUAUCAAAAGGAUUCAUCUUCCAACACACACCAUCAGCAAGCCAAAGCUUCUCGCCAAGCCUACCCCAGAGCCGUCUCCAGACAUGUUGGAGCUGCACGUUCGGCUUGUUUGUACAAGCGCCAUGCAGAACAAGGACCUCAUGAAGACAGCCAUGGAACAAGCACGCAAGGCAUCCAAGGUACCUAGAGUCAAGCCGACUCUACCGUCCUUGCAGUCCGGAGACGGAAGUGAUGAUGGACCAAAACCUCAGGAUGGCGGGGAAGUCACCAUUUGUCAAAAUUGUGUGUCGCGAGAACGGAAGCGGGCCAGUCGCAAAAAGAUCAAAAAGGUGGAAGAUGAAGAGAUUUGGAGGCAGGACGAGCUAUACCGAGUGAUCGUUUUCAACACUGGCGAAGUCAGGGAGUGGGAAGCCCCGAAAGGGGAGACGGACGAAUCAGGCCAGUUGCAAGUGCACAUGGUGCAACCAGGAGCGCCGUGGACUGUCGAGGCACCGAUGAGAAUCGCGUGUUACUGCCGGCAUCAUACCGAAAAGCUGGGCUUUCAGGUCAUCUUCACACUGACGGAUUUCAGGGGAGAGUUUGUCGCCCAGGCCUUGUCACCCUCGAUCAUGAUUACCGAUGAUCACAAGACUCCCCAUGCCGCCGAAAAUGCAUUGAAUAGACAGGCUGCCGUCGAAAGCACAGUUUUCUACCCCUCGCCUCCCCUGACCAACGCAGCAGACAGGCGCAGCUCAUCGAUGUCUACGCAGUUGCCUGACCAGCCGAUCCAAGCUUCUCGCCUCUUGGUACGCCCGGCUCCGGCUGGACCCCUCCCUGGACAGCAACCGUCGAAGAAGAGGAAGCAGGCCGCAGCACGGCUCGAAACGGCCCUGUCUCCGGUAGCACAACUGCCAUCGACGGUUGGCCCCUCGGCUUCGUCAACACCAUCCCCCCAGUAUCGACACAUGCCACCUGCACAUUUGGGGCUCCCUCCUGACGGAAUGUUUGUGUCACCCACAGGGACAAUGGCCCCAGGUCAGCUGCAAAUGUCACCGGGGCACGCCAGUGGUCCACCGACACCCAACCACAACCAACCGUCGUUAUUCAAUCCGAACGGGACCGCGAAUCUGGACAAUGGAGGUGCCGGUUUAUAUUCUGGAACGUCCUCACUCCACCAAAGCAGAGCCCCCAGCCCCACCACCUCCAUGGCAACCCUUACUAUGCCCGCAGCACGUGGGGGCGUGGCUCUUUCUCAAGUUGCACCCAGAAAUGUGUACGCUUCUGGUCCAGCCAACGCCGCCUCGAACGCCGCUUCACAAACUCCAGUCAUACAUAAGGUGGUACCGCAGGAGGGCUUGGUACUGGGAGGGUAUGAGGUUACUGUGCUAGGCAAGGGGUUCAAGAGGGGCGUGGAAGUGAUGUUUGGCGGUAAGCCGGCGACGACGACGACAUUCUGGGGCCCUGAAUCUCUUGUGUGUCUAGUGCCACCGGCCGAAUCUCCUGGUGCCGUGAGGAUCACUUUCAAGGAUGCUCAACUAGAAUUGCAGGGACACCCCGUGUGGUUUACGUACAAGGACGACUGUGAUCAGCAAGCUGUCAACCUCGCCCUUGCUAUCCUCAACAGUAAGAUGAAUGGAGGGUCUGGUGGUCUCUACGGAUUUGCGCAGCAGAUCAUCGGAAGGCAUCAGGAAUCGCAGGACAGCUUUGGGGCUGGAGGCGGGAUGACUGGAGGGGAUGGAUCAUACACUGGCCGACCAACUGGGGCAAACCUCGAUGGUCAGCUCCUAAACGUUUUGGAGAUGAUUGAUCUCGAUGACAGCCCACACUCGGCUCGGUUCAACUUGAGGACGAGGGCGACGGGUCAAACUGCCUUGCAUGUCGCGUGCUAUCUUGGCCUUCAUCGCUUUGUCGCUGGUCUUUUGGCUCGCGGAGCAAACCCCGACGUGCGAGAUAAGGCUGGAUACACAGCGUUGCACAUGGCGUCUCUCAGGAACCGGCCAGACAUCAUCCGCCUUCUGACUUCGCACGGCGCGGAUUCCACACUGCGGACACUGUCGGGUCUGACUGCUGCGGAUGUGGCCAAGUCACCAGCCGCAAUUCGAGCCAUCAACCGCUUUGAAUCACACACGCGCUCCCGCAGCGGCGUCUCUCUCCAUAGCAGGGUCAAUAGUGCACUCAAUCUCGCAAAGGCACUGCCUGCACGCGAAAGCAAGGAUGCAGAGAGUGAUAACAGCCUCAAGGUGGAGGCCGAUGACGGCGAGGAAAGUCCAGAGUAUUCGACAUUUGCGACCACGGAAGAGAGCGACGUGGCUUCUGAGAAUGCUGACGAAGAAGAUGAGUGGCUCGAUAUGCGCGAAAACAACAGUAUCACACCAGCUCCACCGGCAGAUGAUGCACCCCGUCGGCAGCGCCGUGGUACUGAUGGUCUGGGUGGGCUUGCUUUGCCGACAGCCGCCAUGACUGCGUUUAGGGACCACAUGACUACUCAGUUCCAGCAACUGCAGCAGGCUAUGCAGCUCAACAUCCUGCAGAACCUACCAAUGCCGUACAUCCCUCAGAUGCCAGAUUACCAGGCCGCUGUGAUGCAACGGUUAGCCUCGAUGGUUCCCAACCUGGGCGGCCCUCGUCCAGACUCGAACGUGGAGGACGUUUCCUCUAUCAAGGAGCUGUGGCACGUUCUCUCGUCGAUGGCCACCAGUGCUCAACCCGCGCCAAUCCAGGCACCACCAGCGUACAGCGAAAUCUUCCAACAAGAUACUUAUGACAAGAAGCAAUCGUCUGCGGUUCAAGCUGCCGCCGAGGCCGAGGCAGAUGUCAAGUGUGUCGCCCUGUACGACGAGGCUGGGCCCUCUACUCAAGAGGCCCUGACUGUCACGGCCCCAGUGGUGGAGGCGGAGGAACAGUUCUCGGAUGAAGAUGCCGCUUUCAUCGAGAUUGGGCCCAAGAAUGCCAUCACUGAGGCUCAGCGGGAAAGGAUCUUGAGGGCGCGCGCCGAAAGGAUGAAGAGGCUGAGUGGGGAUCGGAAUCUGUUCUUCAUUUGGAUUCCUCUUCUCGUCCUCAUGAUGUGUGCCAUGUUCUACAGCAGCUUACCGUACUGGGGCUCCACCAUCAGGGAGGUCAUUACCAAUGUGCGUGUACCUCAGGGUGCUGUUCUUGGCCAGCUGGUAUAA